UUGUUUCAUGCUGGAGGUGGGACACAAGAUAAAUGUGGCUCUGAGUGUAUUUAUGAUUAUGAGGGAACUUACUGUGUAUCAUCUUCUGGUGGUUUUUUGACAGGCGGUGUUGCAAAUGGAUGCAAGGGAGGGUCGUCAGGAGGUGGAGGAGGUGGUUAUUAUGGUGGUGGUGGUGGUGUAGACGUCAGCGGCGGCGGUGGGGGAAGUAGUUUCGCAAGAAAUGAUUUAGAAUCUGUCAUAUUCUAUAACGGAAGCGAAAUUUUCAAAUCUCCUUCCGGCACUCUCGAGAAAGGCCGUACUGGCCAUGGCCUUAUAAUCAUCCAACGCCUCUUUGCUUGUUCUGCCAUAAAAUCAUACUUCAAUAUUAACUUUUCUCCAUUUUUACUAUUCGUAUUGUUUGAUAUGAAAUAA
This is a messenger RNA of Trichomonas vaginalis G3, 411 nucleotides long. Its product is annotated as glycine-rich protein family. The record is from RefSeq and is a predicted model, not a curated record. The transcript has a single exon. NCBI's taxonomy places the organism in Eukaryota, Parabasalia, Trichomonadida, Trichomonadidae.